Diaporthe citri is the source of this 1644-nucleotide messenger RNA. RefSeq lists its product as uncharacterized. The record is from RefSeq and is a predicted model, not a curated record. The transcript has a single exon. NCBI's taxonomy places the organism in Eukaryota, Fungi, Ascomycota, Sordariomycetes, Diaporthales, Diaporthaceae. The coding region runs from base 1 to 1644 and encodes 547 amino acids. Gene Ontology annotation, molecular function: protein binding.
AUGGCUGAAUCUAGAGCUUACGACGACAAGGAGGAGCCAGCGAUGCCGAUACAUACGAACACGCCUGGCAGCCUCCCAGUGGUCACCAAGGAAACGGAUCAGAGACCAAACGACUCGAGCGCAAUCUCCCAGAACGGUUCGUUCAAAUUUGAGAGGCUCCCAGCUUCACUGCCCAGCGACAUCGAGCCCCAGUCACUCGGCCAACUCGGCAUUUUGGACCUUGCCGACGAGCUGUUGAUCAACAUAUUCGGCCAUGCGAAAGACUCUGCUGAUAUCAGAAACAUUCGUCUGACUUGUCGUCGAUUCUGCAGCACAAGUUCCCAUCUCUUGCUUGACUGCCUCGACCUGUGUUUGACAGCAGCUUCGCUGGCCCGUGCUCAGGAGAUAUCCUGCCACCCUAUCGUAUCGAAAGGCAUUCGCGUCCUUCACAUCAGUCUAAAAUCCCGCAGAAAUCUUAGAGAUACCACAAGGUUCAUGUACUUGGCCAUCCAGGAUCUCCGGGGAAACAUCAAUUCGGUGCUGAGGAAUCCCCAGAGUGCUCUCGAGAAUGGAAACUUCGCUUCCUCCGCCGAGUUUCAACCAAUUUUUGUGGAGAGACAGCGUCUCCUGGGCUCCUGGUGUCAGUAUACGGAGACACGGAAAUGCUCCACACAUCAGCAACGCCUUGACGUCGAAGUCCUACGCCGAGGCUAUGAGAAGUACCGAAUGACGUAUGAAUGGCAGCGACGUACUAUCAAGGACGGAACAUAUACGCAGGCCAUUGCGGCGGCAGUAGGACGGAUAUCAAGGGUCACCAAGCUUCUCUUCACGAACAAAUUCCGAUACCGAGAAGGGUCACCAGGAUUUCACGCAAAUCUGUGGAGGCAUCAUACUAGCGCUUCUGAUGUUCUUGAUGAGAGAAUGAUGCUGUCCAUCGGUGCGUCCUUGGGCCCAGAGGUUAAGCCGACAGAGCUCACAGCCCAGGUGCCACUGGCACUCCACGCAGCAGGUUUCCCAGCAGCCGAGGUUGAAGUUCAAUACGUCACUCAGUCUGGAAUUUGGCCUAACUCUACAUGGAUUGGCGAUCAAGCCCAACUACAUGGUCUGAAGGCUGCGGCUGAGAGCCUGAAAGUCUUCACUUUCGAGAUUCGCAUGUGGUGCUCGAGCCCCUCGGAGCACAUUUCCAGUGCUUCAACAUAUCUUCGCGCUGUAUUAGAAGCAGCAAACCUUGAAGUGCUUACACUUUCGGUUCCUUCCACAUUCGAUUCGGAUGAACAUAUCGGAUCUUUGUUGGCGUCCCUUCGUUGGCCUCAUCUCCGAGAAAUCAAUCUGGCCUUUAUUUCGUUCCACCUCAGCGAACUGAAGAGGUUCGUGGAGGGUUUUCGACCUGGAAUUUUCCUCAACCUCAAGCGGGUGGAGCUGCGCAGCGGGUCCUGGGCUGAAGGGUUGGACGUAUUGCGUACUAAAGCGAAUCCAGAGUCCCAGGUAGGCUCUCUUUCAGGUGCAGAAUGCAAUUCUAUGGCUUCCGAUCAACUACAACGAAUAUUGGAUGGUGGACAGGCGAGUUUGGCCAGCCAGUACGUUCAAGGUGUCCCGAUCCGCAACCCCUUUCUAGUGACGCAGGACGAGACGAUAGAUGAGGAAACAAAUACCGAUACCAUUUGA